Brenthis ino (lesser marbled fritillary) is the source of this 2373-nucleotide messenger RNA. The record is from the annotation of a GenBank genome assembly. NCBI's taxonomy places the organism in Eukaryota, Metazoa, Arthropoda, Insecta, Lepidoptera, Nymphalidae.
AUGUACAGUUUCGAUAAGGACCUGUGGCACGUGCGUGCGCGUGCGCCAUCCGACAUGCAGGAGGAGAAGAUGGAAGAGCACCGCAGCGAGAGUCCCACUAGCGCAGUGGGCGCGGAGGCCCCGCGCGAGCUCCCCAAUGAACUGUCAGCGCCUUAUGAGGUGCCCCAGUUCCCUAUAGAACAGAUAGAGAAAAAACUUUUGAUACAAAGGCAACUGAAUGUCAAGGCAGCAGAAUGUGGGCAGUCAGCCCGAUCGUUUGCGGGCAGCGAGGCUGGUGGUGCUGCUGCGGUACUUGAAGAGGCGGCCAGACUGAGAGGAGAUGAUGAUGACUUUGAUGUCAUCCUCCCGCAUUUUCAGCGGGUGGCUAUCAGUGGGGAGGACACUUCUGGAGUUCCUCUAGAAGAUUUGCAGCAGGCAUCCUCAUACCUGGUGCAAGCUUUGGAGAUUCGCAAACGUUACAUGGACAUGUCCCAGCAGAGCUUCUCCAGCAUCACUGCGAGGUUCCUCAAGAGCAUGGACACUGAAGCUGCUGCCAACCACGCACCCAAGGUGAAGUUAGCACGAAAUCACAUAGCCGACCACAUUGUCCAUCCUCCAUUUAAAGACAACAAAGACCCUUGGGAAGGCCCAACUCCCGAAGCAAAGAACUACCUCAUCAGAUCAGACAAUGGGGUGUUCAAUCUGUACAGGAAGACUGAAGAGGGGGAGGAAAGAGUACCCUACCAGUACAUCAACCUGGCUCAGUACAUCCAGGACAAGAACACUAUGUGCAAUAUGAUUGCUGACGGACCAUUGAAAUCGUUCUGCUACCGCCGCCUCAGCUACCUAUCCAGCAAGUUCCAGCUGCACGUGUUGCUGAACGAGCUGCGCGAGCUCGCCUCGCAGAAGGCUGUGCCCCACCGGGACUUCUACAAUAUUCGAAAAGUGGACACUCACAUCCACGCAGCUUCUUGCAUGAACCAGAAGCACCUGCUGCGCUUCAUCAAGAAGACGUUGAAGAACCAUGCAGAUGAGGUGGUGACGCUGCACAAGGGCACGCCGAUGACGCUGAAGGCGGUGUUCCAGUCCAUGAACCUCAGCACGUACGACCUCACCGUGGACAUGCUCGACGUGCACGCGGACCGUAAUACUUUUCACCGUUUCGACAAGUUCAACGCCAAGUACAACCCCAUCGGCGAGAGCCGCCUGCGCGAGGUCUUCCUCAAAACUGACAACUUCAUGAAUGGAAAAUACUUCGCUAGGAUCAUUAACGAGGUGGCGUCGGACCUGGAGGAGAGCAAGUACCAGAACGCGGAGCUGCGGCUGUCCAUCUACGGCAAGAGCGCGGGCGAGUGGGCCAAGCUGGCGCGCUGGGCCAUCGCCUACGACGUGCACUCUGACAACGUGCGCUGGCUCAUACAGAUACCGCGCCUAUAUGACAUCUUCAAGUCCAACAAGAUCAUGAACAACUUCCAGGAGUUCCUCAGCAAUAUCUUCCAGCCGCUGUUCGAGGUCACCAAUGAUCCCAACAGCAACCUUGAACUGCAUAAGUUUCUUACUCACGUGGUCGGGUUCGACAGCGUGGACGACGAGUCCAAGCCAGAGAACCCGAUGCUGGACGCGGACGUGCGCUUCCCGGCGCAGUGGGACGACGAGGAGAACCCGCCCUACGCUUACUACCUCUACUAUAUGUACGCCAACAUCACCGUGCUCAACCACUUCCGCAAAGAACAAGGGCUGAACACGUUCGUCCUGCGGCCUCACUGCGGCGAGGCGGGCCCCGUGCAGCACCUCGUGUGCGGCUUCAUGCUGGCCGAGAACAUCUCGCACGGCCUGCUGCUGCGCAAGGUGCCGGUGCUGCAGUACCUGUACUACCUGGCGCAGAUCUACAUCGCGAUGUCGCCGCUCAGCAACAACUCGCUGUUCCUCAACUACCACCGCAACCCGCUGCCCGAGUUCCUCGCGCGCGGCCUCGCCAUCACGCUCAGCACCGACGACCCGCUGCAGUUCCACUUCACUAAGGAACCCUUGAUGGAAGAGUACAGUAUCGCAGCGCAAGUGUGGAAGCUGAGCUCGUGCGAUAUGUGCGAGUUGGCGCGCAAUUCGGUGCUCAUGUCAGGAUUCCCACAUGAGAUGAAGCAGUACUGGCUGGGCCCCAACUACAUGAAGGAGGGCGUCGCGGGCAACGACAUCACGCGCACCAACGUGCCCGAUAUACGCAUCUCCUUCCGCUACGAGACGCUGCUCGACGAGCUCACUAAUAUAUUCAAGGCUUGUCAACCCCCCGGUCAACAGAAUGGAGUGCCAUUACCAACUAAGCGACGGGAAUCCCGUCGAACCCCUCCCCCAGAUUUCUCCGCACCAAUGGUCAGCAUUAAACGACCUUCGCUAGUU